GCAAAGUUUCUGGACGUACUUAUAUAUGUUCAUCUAAAAAAGCUCCAAUUGACCGUUUGAUCACAAGCGGGCGCCGCAGAAGGCCAGUUCCCAACUGCGGCACAUCCCACAAACACAGACUACAGUUCUCUGAACCUUUUUAAGGUAAAAAAGAAAAGAGAAAAACUCAGCAAGGGAAAGGAAGAGAGGAACCAACCAAAACCCAGCGAAGCAACGACCUUCACAGAAAACCGGUUGCAACCCUGUCUUCUUCUUCUUCUUCUUUUGUGUCGGAGUGGGGAAAGAGAAAGAGGAAUUGGCCGAAACUAAUGAGUUAUAGGUUUCUUCGCCAUUUAUAUACUUCCCCGGACUUCUGCAAUUUUGUAGCUGUUUCAGUUCACGCUUCUGCCCAACUCUAGCAAACCCUAGUCUCGCCAGGAGUGUUGAACUCAAUUACGGCCAGUGUUAGUGAAUCACAGUUGACUUCGUGAGGGGUAAAGGGACUAUGGAUAAUAACCCACAAGGUGAUGACAAUGUGGGGAUCCCAGAUGAUUUGCGGUGCAAGAGAUCCGAUGGGAAACAGUGGAGAUGCACUGCAUUGUCUAUGCCCGAUAAAACGGUAUGUGAGAAGCACUACAUCCAGGCUAAAAGGAGGGCGGCUAAUUCAGCUCUAAGGGCUAGUCUAAAGAAGGCCAAGAGGAAAUCAGCGGGUGAAAGUGAUCAUGAUGUCUACUUGGAGAGUAAGAGUGAUGAUUUCGAUAUGCCUCUUGCUAGCAUAAAAUCCGAGGACCAUAACGUUUCAGUCUCGUCCAAGAAGAAGCUGUCCAAGAAUCACGGGCGGUACUCUCCUGAAGGGCCGAUGAGGAGUUUGUCUGCUAGAAACGCUCAGAAGGACGACGACGAAAUGGAGAGAGACGUGGAGUACGAAGAGAAUUGGAGAUCGUAUGAUACGCCGCCACCUUCGACAAUGGAUUCUUCCAGAAGUAGGUCACAGAGGAGUUUUGAUGCCACACCCGUGAUGGAUUACUCUGGUGGAACCACAGAUUCCUCUGAAGACAUGGGAGGACAGGCUUGUCAUCAAUGCCUGAGAAAAGAUGGAGGCAGAGUUGUUUGGUGUCUCAAAUGUGACAAGAGAGGCUUUUGUGAUAGUUGCAUCUCUGCAUGGUACCCAGAUAUUUCAAUAGAAGAAAUUGAGAAAGUUUGCCCUGCUUGUCGAGGUAUCUGUAAUUGCAAGGUGUGUUUGCGAGGGGAUAAUAUGGUGAAGGUUAGAAUACGGGAGAUACCGGUCUUAGAUAAAUUGCAAUACCUCUACUGCCUAUUAUCUUCAGUACUUCCAGUAGUUAAACAGAUCCAUGAUGAGCAGUGCUCUGAAGUAGAGCUGGAGAAAAGGCUUCGUGGAACUGAUAAUAUAGAUCUUGCUCGAGUCAAAUUGAACGCAGAUGAACAGAUGUGCUGCAACAUAUGCAGGAUACCGAUUAUUGACUACCAUCGACAUUGUCCUAAUUGCUCGUACGAUCUUUGCCUUCAUUGUUGUCAAGAUCUCCGAAAAGCAUCUGGUAUUAGUGGUGAAGUGGUAGAUAGAAGUCGAGACAUAGGAAGUGCAGUUUACCAAGUCAAAGAAUCGAAACUAAGACUGGACUUAUCAGAGGAGUAUCCUCUCUGGAAGGCCAACAGGGAUGGCAGCAUUCCUUGCCCUCCAAGGGAGUACAGCGGCUGCGAUUAUUCAUCAAUGAGUCUAAGCCGCAUAUUCAAGAUGAAUUGGGUUGCAAAGCUGGUCAAGAAUGUGGAAGAGAUGGUCAACGGGUGUAAAGUCAAUGAUCCGCAAACACUUUGGUCAGAUGAUUCCACACUGUUCAAGUGUUCUUCUGAUGAUAUUAAAGUGCAAGGGGUCAAUAUUUUCAGAAAGCAUUGGGGUAGGGGUAAACCAGUAAUUCUCAAGCGAGUAUUUGACUCGCUGUCGGCGCCAAGCUGGGAUCCAAUGGUUAUAUGGCAAGGCAUCUGUGAAACAUCUGACGGAAGAACGAAAGACGAGAAUAGAAUGGUCAAGGCCAUUGACUGCUUAACCCGGUCCGAGGUUGAUCUCGAACUAAGCCAAUUCAUUAAAGGUUACAAAGAAGGAAGAAUGCGGGAAGAUGGUUCACUUGAGCUGUUGAAGCUGAAGGACUGGCCUUCCCCAACUGCUUCUGAAGAGUUCUUAUUGUACCAGCGGCCUGAGUUUGUCAGUAAACUGCCACUACUCGAGUUCAUUCAUUCGAGAUUGGGUGUCUUGAAUGUGGCUGCCAAGUUGCCACAUUAUUCUUUGCAGAAUGACGUGGGGCCUAAAAUUUAUCUGUCCUAUGGGAGGAUGGAAGAACUCGGUAGAGGCGAUUCAGUAACCAAUAUUCACUUGAAAAUGCGUGAUAUGAUGUUAGUUGCUAGUGGUGAACAUGGGUUGGUUUGGUCGGAUUUGACGAUUUUCAAUAAACUGACCCAUGAGCAACAGAUGUAUCUUCUGGUGCACACGCACGAGGUGAAGCUACAGGGUUCUGCCCCUGAGAGCGAGCCAUCUGAUUCUGAAACAAGCACGGACGAGGGAGUAGUACUACCAGAUUUAUCUCUUGGCCAACCGGAGAUGCAAAAUUUGGGGAUGGCAACUUCUGAUGACAACAAGAUCACUGGAGACCAAGAGGUUGCUGGGAUUUCCACAAACAUCGAUGAUGAUGUUGACGAGAGAAUGGAAGACGUUGAGUUGGAGCAUUCUGACGAUGCCAAGAGUGUGAAGCAUCAGCACUCAAAGAAAGAGAUUGAAGGAGGUAUAUCAAACGAGGCUCUCCCAGGAGCUCAUUGGGAUGUCUUUCGUAGGCAAGAUAUCUCGAAGCUGGUUGAGUAUGUGAGGAACCAUGCCGAGGAGUUUGGGUACAUAGUUGAUGCUGAUUCAGCUGCCCACUUGCUUUACAGCGGCACAGUAUUCCUCAACAGACAUCACAAGCAAAAAUUGAAGGAAGAACUAGGAGUCGAGCCAUGGUCAUUUGAACAGCAUUUAGGAGAAGCUAUGUUUAUCCCAGCUGGAUGCCCUUUCCAAGCCAGGAACCUUCAGUCCACUGUUCAUGUGGCCCUCGAUUUCUUGUCUCCGGAGAGUGUGGAUCAAGCCGCUAGAUUAGCAGACGAAAUUCGCUGCCUUCCAAAUGACCAUGAAGCUAAACUUCAAGUUAUGGAGGUGGGGAAGAUAUCGCUAUAUGCUGCUAGUUCAGCCAUCAAAGAAGUCCAGAAACUGGUGCUUGAUCCAAAAUUCAGUGCAGAGGUUGGCUUCGAGGAUCCAAAUCUGACAGCUGCAAUCUCCGACAACUUGGAGAAACUCACAGGUCCUAAGCAGAUAAGUUGUGCAUGAAAUUUGUAUCAUACAGUAAAUUGUUAAAGUUGGAUGACAGAAUACAUUAAUUAGUACUCUAACCGCCUGCCCUAUGUAGAAAUGUGUACUCAAGUGUAUCUUUGGCUUCUGGCCAUCUCUCUGGCUGUAUUAUGAUGUUCAUAAACAAAUUCAAUUGCUCAUCUCAUUCUUUAGGCCACUCUUUGUACUAUGGAGUUGCAGAUGAAUGAAUCAAAACAGAGGCUGGACGGGAUUAACAAACAUGGUAACAGUGGCUUAUCAGGCCGAAUUGCAUGUUUUAGUCGUCUCAAUAUUUAGUUCAGUGUAAGCAUGUUUUAUACAUCAAAGAUGAACAAUUGUAGAAAUGCCUCUCCUGUCGUUGUUUGAUCAUCAAGAGGUUAGACGGAACGAUUUGGCGAUUUGUCGGAAGUCUUUGCUAACGUUGGUCCAGGCUGAUUCCGGCGCCUGAGCAUUCAAGGUAAACAACCGGCCGCCGCGAGCGCAACAGACUGCUACAUUGUGCCUAUGGAAUGAAGGGCUCUCAACUCUGAACUCCAGAUCGUAGUAGUUCACAUUGCUCAGUCUGUCCUCUCUUAGGCUUGACUGUAUCAGAGUUCCCUUCACCUCUGGGCGUCGUGCCGACCCAGUGAUCGCCCGAACCACGGCGUCGCCGACCUCCUCCGCCCCUCCAAAAGCCUCGAUCCUGAAAUCCGGAGGAACAAGGGAGACAAUGACGCUGACAUUGAGCUCUCCGGUCGAACCGGGCGGGCCAAACGCAAUCACCGGCUCGUUAACACUACUCCUUCUCCUCGCGGACCUCGAAUUUCCAGAGGUGGCGGGUCGAGCGAUCGCUCUAGUUCUGCUUUCGCGGCGGCGCGGUACAGAAGCGUCUGAUCUCCGACCCAAUUCGCCGGGUAUAUGAACUCUGUCGUCCAUCAAUAAACGGGAAAUUAAACUAAACGGAAGAAGGAGAAAACGAAAACAGAGACGGGAAAUGGAGAAAUUCAUCAAAUUCACUCAAUGCUGACCGAAUCCUUCGCUUGCUUCGAUGCAACGGCUGUACCCCCCGAUCGGAUAAACCACAUCCAAUUUGAGAUCCCGGCCGGUCCCCGGCGACAAGCCUAGAAGGAAGCUGGUGAUUCCGCCGAAAUUCGCCCCGACGGCGACUAGAGCAGCUGACCCUGUUCCAAGGAGCAACCGGCGGCCAAAUUGGGAUGCCAGCGGUGCGAAUUGCUCGGCAGGCGGUUUUGCUGAGUUCUGAUAACUAUCUUUCCGAUCGCCGGAGGCCUGUGUCGGGAAAACCCUGCGGAUAGGCGCAGUUGUGCAUGCCAUUGAGCCAGAAAGGUUAUCUAAUUUUGGUGGCUGUCAAUUUUCUGCGGCUGAUUUGGAAUGGUUGCCGCUAGGCCUGGGCCUGGGCCGGGAUGGAGA
Linum tenue is the source of this 4753-nucleotide messenger RNA. NCBI's taxonomy places the organism in Eukaryota, Viridiplantae, Streptophyta, Magnoliopsida, Malpighiales, Linaceae. The record is from the annotation of a GenBank genome assembly.